Beta vulgaris subsp. vulgaris (sugar beet) is the source of this 2364-nucleotide messenger RNA. RefSeq names its product DNA (cytosine-5)-methyltransferase DRM2. Gene Ontology annotation, molecular function: DNA (cytosine-5-)-methyltransferase activity. The record is from RefSeq and is a predicted model, not a curated record. Lineage: Eukaryota; Viridiplantae; Streptophyta; Magnoliopsida; Caryophyllales; Amaranthaceae. The coding region runs from base 234 to 2069 and encodes 611 amino acids. The transcript is spliced from 11 exons. Gene Ontology annotation, cellular component: nucleus.
UUUUGAUCUGCAACUUUCUCUCUCCUAAUAAAUUUCACCUCACAAACAAAAUAAACAUGUCGAUUUCACUCUCCUAAUAAAUUUCACCUCACAAACAAAAUAAACAUGUCGAUUUCACAUGCAGAUCCAUCAAUUUCAUUCAGAUUGUGACAUGCAAUAAAUUUCAGGGAGAAAUUUCUCAUAAACAUUGCAGUUGACAGUUUUGAAGUGCGCAGAACUGCAUUGUACAAAAGAUGACUGGGAACCUCUCUGACAAUGGAAGUGAUAAUUUUAGCUGGAGUAGUGAUGAUGAGCUAGAGAAAGAGAAAGAAGUUUUUGAUUCUGGCUCGUCUUUGACUACCCUCCAUGCAGGAGCCUUUACUGGUACGGCUGAGGGAAGUUCCUCUUCCGGGCCUUCCUCGACAUUGUUUCGCCAUUUUGUUGGAGCAGGUUUCUCUGAAAAUUUGGUCGCCAAAGCAAUCGAGGAAAAUGGAGAAGGGAAUAUGGACUCCAUUCUAAAUGCUCUUCUUACUUAUUCGGCCUUGGAAAGCUCUCCUUCAGAUGGACCAGAUAUUGAAAAGCCUUCAGCAAGAGAGCAAAAUGGAGAUUUUGCUGAGAGAAUAAAUGACGUGUUUGGUCAUGUUAAGAAUGCUGACUCUGAUCAGAAGACUGAUGCUGAUUCGGAUUUCUGGUCCUCAGAUUAUGAAGAAAAUAUCCCUGAGGAUUUGUCUGAUUCAGAUACUUGUCUUGGAAUGGAGGAAACAUCUGGCCCUUUGUCAGAAAAGGAGCAGAAACUAUUGUUUUUGACCGACAUGGGUUAUCCCGUGGAAGAAGUCUCAAUAGCAAUAGAAAGAUGUGGUCCAGACUCCUCACUUGAAGAACUAGCUGACUUCUUAUGUGCUGCUCAAAUGGCGAGGGCAUCUGAUAGUACAUAUGUUGAUCCACCAAAACAACCAAAGCUUUUUAAGAAGAGGAAGCUGCUUGAGUACGAGUUAAAGAGAAAGAAGCAAAAGGGGCUUUUUGAAGAUGAAGAGCAGAUUCGCCUUCCCAAACCCAUGAUAGGGUUUGGAGUUCCUACCGAGCCAAGUCUUCCUUUUCAUAGAAGAUUACCAGAGACCGCCUUAGCUCCUCCGUACUUCUAUUAUGAAAAUGUGGCACUUGCUCCUAAAGGAGUUUGGGACACAAUCUCCCGUUUUUUGUAUGAUGUUGAACCUGAAUUUGUUGAUUCGAAGUACUUUUGUGCUGCUGCAAGGAAGAGAGGAUAUAUUCAUAACCUUCCAAUAGAAAACCGAUUCCCACUUCUUCCUCUUCCCCCUCGCUCCAUCCAUGAGGCAUUGCCCUUGACUAGGAAAUGGUGGCCACAUUGGGAUAUAAGAACAAAGCUUAACUGUCUGCAAACUGCAAUUGGUAGUGCAAAGCUGACAGAGAGGAUCCGCAAGGCUCUUGAAGAUUAUGAUGGUGACCCGCCUGUCCAUGUUCAGAAGUACGUGCUUGAUGAAUGUAGGAAAUGGAAUCUUGUUUGGGUUGGGAGAAAUAAGGUUGCCCCCCUUGAACCUGAUGAAGUAGAAAUGUUGUUAGGUUUUCCUAGAAACCACACAAGGGGAGGUGGAAUAAGCAGAACAGAUCGAUUUAAGUCACUUGGCAACUCAUUCCAGGUUGAUACAGUUGCCUACCACCUUUCCGUCUUGAAAGAUUUGUUCCCAGAGGGUAUCAAAGUGCUUUCUCUUUUUUCUGGAAUAGGAGGUGCUGAAGUUGCUCUUCAUCGUCUGGGCAUACCUUUAAAAACUGUUGUUUCAGUGGAAAUUGCUGAAGUAAAUAGAAAUAUUCAGAGGAGUUGGUGGGAACAGACUAACCAAAAAGGUAUUUUGGUAGAUAUUGCUGAUGUGCAGCAGUUGACUAAUGAUAGGUUGGAGCAGCUAAUAAGUUCUUUUGGGGGCUUUGAUUUGGUUAUUGGAGGAAGCCCUUGCAACAAUCUAGCAGGUAGUAAUAGGGUAAGUAGGGAUGGGCUCGAGGGUAAGGAAUCAUCUCUUUUCUUCGAUUAUAUCCGUAUCUUAGACUCAGUAAAGGGUAUCAUGGGGAAGAAACAAUGACCAAUUGUAAUCUACAUUUUUCCAGAUGUACUCUAUAAGCCCCUGGCUAUUUAAGCUCGAAUAGAGUAAUCUGAUAAAAUAGUUGUUUAACGUUCAGGGUCGUAGUUAAGUGUUAGUAUCAUCAUUGCUUUGAUAGAAUUCUGAGGAAUAAUAUUUACUAGAGUGGACUUUAACCAAUUUAUGCCCUUGGUUAUCAUGUCCACUGUAUUCUUGUGUGGACAGAAGCAGAUUCUAUGUGUAACAUUGAAAUUAUUUGAAAUAAUCUUAUCACAUCAGCAAACUUGUUGGAUCUCAA